This is a messenger RNA of Phytophthora megakarya, 849 nucleotides long. Lineage: Eukaryota; Oomycota; Peronosporomycetes; Peronosporales; Peronosporaceae. The record is from the annotation of a GenBank genome assembly.
AUGGCGAGUGGUUUCUGGGCGAUUCAGAUGACAGAGCGGGCGAAAAUGAUUUCGGCCUUUGUCUGCCCGUUUAGACGUUUUCAGUGGAUCCGGAUGCCUUUUGGACUCAAGAACGCGCCGUUAGUGUACCAGACCGGAGAGGAGGCUAAGGUCGACCGAGAUGUCCUGGAAUUUCUGGAGUUGACUGUCCCAGACACAGGACCGACGAUUGAAAUUCCUCAAGGCGAAGGUAGCUUCAAAUUUGCCGAGUUGAUGAAGGAGGCGACUGCGUUCAGGCGGAACAUUCCGACCCCAACGCAGAUGGGACCAGUCCUGGGGCGAAGCUCUUACAUAGAUGACAUAGCUCAUGGGGCGCCUACCUGGGACGAACUCUGUGAAGACCUUAAUGCCCUACUAUUUCGACUCCGGUACUGGAAUAUCUCGGUUAGUCUUCCGAAGAGCGGAUUCGGCAAACAAGCUAUACCAUACCUGUCUCACGGAGUCUGUGCUGAAGGUAUCAGGGCUACCCCGAAGAUUGACAAGAGUGUUCAAGACCUACCUUUCCCAUCGACCCUGAAGGGUGUUCAGUCGUUCUUGGGAAGCUUGAAUUACUAUAAUAAGUUUAUCGAGGAUUUGCCUGUUGUCGCGGCUGUGCUUUACGAGUUGGAUGAGGAUCGCAUUCUUGCCGGACAUAAUUUGGAUAAAGCCAAGGAAGCGUUCGAGAUUCUGAAACGUAAGAUCACAUCAACGCCGUUACUGCGCCAUCCAGAUUGUACCAAGCCGUUUGUCAUCAUUCCACAUGCAAAUCCCUGGGCGGCUUGUGCCGUCCUCGGACAGGAACAUGAAGGGAUUUGCCCUUCCGGGCGUUAA